This is a messenger RNA of Meleagris gallopavo (turkey), 1191 nucleotides long. NCBI's taxonomy places the organism in Eukaryota, Metazoa, Chordata, Aves, Galliformes, Phasianidae. The record is from RefSeq and is a predicted model, not a curated record.
AUGGCCAUGAGGACACCUGGCUCCCAUGGAAACCCCAGCAAACGCUUCAGCAACAAACUGGUGACUGGGACCUCGUUACACGCCUGGUGCGGACAGGUUGGAGGACGUACUAUAUCCGAACCUGAACGAUCUCCCUUCCUUCCCUGGGUGAUUGACCUACAUGAUGGUUUUUUUCCUCAGUUCAUUUCAGACCCUUGUGCCAGCAACCCCUGUCACCAUGGUAACUGCAGCACCAGUGGGGAUGGCUACCUCUGUGCCUGCAGUGAUGGUUAUGAAGGAGCGAACUGCGAGCACUCUCGGCACAGCCCUCCGCUCCCCGAGCAGCAAGAGGCAUCAUCUCCUCCACAAAGCAAGCCUGUCACCUCCACGCUGGAGCCUGACGUCAUUCUGCCUCACUCACGAGCAACAGUGACGCUACCUACGUGGCAGCCAAGGGCGGGACAGAAAGUUGUGGACCUGAAAUGGGAUGAAAUCGAGAUACUUCCAGAUGUGGCUUGUGGAAAUGCCAGUUCCAAUACCUCUGCUGGAGGCCGUCUUGUCUCCUUUGAAGUUCCACAGAAUACAUCAAUAAAAAUAAGACAAGAUGCUACUGCUUCGCUUAUCCUGCUAUGGAAGGUGACAACUGCUGGAUUUAAGCAGUGUUCGCUCAUUGAUGGCAGAAGUGUCACUCUCCUCCAGGCACUGGGUGGCCUUGUACUUUCUGAAGAAAUGCUUGCAUUAGGAAACAACUACUUUAUUGGCUUUUUGAAUGAUUCAGUUACCAAGUGCAUUGUGGCUUUACGGUUGACUGUGAUAGUGAAAGUCAGUACCUGCAUGCCCGCGGGAAGCCAUUCAGAUAAAUUCCAGUGUUCAGGAAAAGGAAAAUGUAUCACGAAACCAGAUGAGGCAACGUUUUUCUGUGAGUGCGAGGAUGAAUACUGGGGCCCCCUGUGUGAGGAAUUUGAUGCUUGUCAAAGCCAGCCCUGCCAGAACAACGCAACCUGCACCGACCUAGCACAGAAACACGACGGGAGCAAUUUCACCUGCAGCUGCCUGCCUGGCUUUCCAGUGAUCCAUCCCUUUGUUCCAUUUGGUAUGGCAAAAACCGAUAGCGAGUGCAAUUUGAUCUCGCUGAAAGCAAUAAUGAACAAAGAGGUUUAUCUGAUUUCAGUGGAACUUAAUGUUUACCUUUUUGUUGUUGCUGUCACAUGA